AUGUGGUGUUUCAGACAGUACAGACCUGUAUGUGGUGUUUCAGACAGUACAGACCUGUCUGUGGUGUUUCAGACGGUACAGACCUGUCUGUGGUGUUUCAGACGGUACAGACCUGUAUGUGGUGUUUCAGACGGUACAGACCUGUCUGUGGUGUUUCAGACAGUACUGACCUACAGUACAGACCUGUAUGUGGUGUUUCAGACAGUACUGACCUGUCUGUGGUGUUUCAGACAGUACAGACCUGUCUGUGGUGUUUCAGACAGUACUGACCUGUAUGUGGUGUUUCAGACAGUACAGACCUACAGUACUGACCUGUAUGUGGUGUUUCAGACAGUACAGACCUACAGUACUGACCUGUCUGUGGUGUUUCAGACAGUACUGACCUGUCUGUGA
This is a messenger RNA of Knipowitschia caucasica, 393 nucleotides long. The record is from the annotation of a GenBank genome assembly. Lineage: Eukaryota; Metazoa; Chordata; Actinopteri; Gobiiformes; Gobiidae.